ACUGCUAAGUUGCGAUAGUAAUCGAACACUGACAACAACAACAACAGCCUCUUAGUCGAUUUUGUUUCCAUCAACAGUAAAGAUGAGGUUGUCAGCUAGGCUUCUUUUUAAGUAUAAAAGAACGUUUCCACGUCAACCUUAUGUUACAGCAAAGGAAUUGACAGAUAAUUUUCAAGAAGGAGUUGGAUACAUGAGAAACUUCGUACAAAAUGAGCCGGUUUUCUUUGUGGUUCUGGCAUUGGUUUCAGUGUUAACUGGCUAUGCCAUCGUUAACUACCGGAAGGAGCUGAACAGUGAUCCUGACUAUUUAAGGGUCUACCAAAAGAAAUACACAGUGAAAAGAAGUGCUGAUGUGAGUGAUCCUACAAAGGACUGCUUCACUUAAACAAGAACUUGUAUCAUGUGGUGCCCAUCAUAGACGAUUGAAUUGAUAGGGAUUGUUGAAAUUUACCAUUGUUUUCUGCAUUUUGAAAUAUGUUUUGCCAUUAAAGAAGAGUUUGUAUACUGUUAAUAGAGGGAUAUUGAUAAUUAAAUAAUUGAAUAAUAAAUUUAAAACUAGGUAAGGUGAAGUUUGUGGGGUAUUGGUUUGGAAUGGAUGUGCUGUUUUAAAAUAAAUGAAUUGUACAUA
This is a messenger RNA of Dreissena polymorpha, 628 nucleotides long. RefSeq lists its product as uncharacterized. The coding region runs from base 83 to 385 and encodes 100 amino acids. The transcript is spliced from 4 exons. Lineage: Eukaryota; Metazoa; Mollusca; Bivalvia; Myida; Dreissenidae. The record is from RefSeq and is a predicted model, not a curated record.